Messenger RNA from Diachasma alloeum, 10179 nucleotides. It is a transcript of the gene Ppn, whose product is annotated as papilin. Gene Ontology annotation, cellular component: extracellular region. The record is from RefSeq and is a predicted model, not a curated record. The transcript is spliced from 22 exons. Lineage: Eukaryota; Metazoa; Arthropoda; Insecta; Hymenoptera; Braconidae. Gene Ontology annotation, molecular function: serine-type endopeptidase inhibitor activity. The coding region runs from base 127 to 8418 and encodes 2763 amino acids. Gene Ontology annotation, biological process: extracellular matrix organization.
CCCUGUUCCAAUACGACAGACUUCCGUACCGAACAGUGUGCCGAAUUCAAUACAGUGCCAUUCGAGGGUGUAUUUUACGACUGGAUUCCGUACACCGGUGGACCAAACAAGUGUGAGCUCAAUUGUAUGCCAAGGGGUGAGCGCUUCUUUUAUAGACAUAAACUCACUGUGAUCGAUGGUACACCCUGUGAUGCUGAAAAAAAUGAUGUUUGUGUUGAGGGAAAAUGCUUGCCAGUGGGAUGUGACAUGAUGUUAGGAAGUGACGCUCGCGAGGACGCCUGCAGAGAAUGUGGUGGUGACGGUUCCGACUGCAACACCGUAAGCGGUCUGUUCGACACAGAUGACCUACAAGUCGGCUACGUCGACAUUCUCUUGAUUCCCGAGGGUGCUACAAAUAUCGUUGUGAAGGAAAUAUCACCCUCAAAUAACUACCUUGCUAUUCGAAACACGUCCGGUCAUUACUAUCUUAAUGGCAAUUGGAGAAUUGAUUUUCCAAGGAGUUUGAGAUUCGCAGGAACUAUAUUCCAUUAUGCUAGAGAUCCACAGGGUUUCUCAGCGCCGGACACUAUCACUACCCAGGGACCCACAACAGAGGCAAUUUAUAUAGUCCUUCUCUACCAAGACCAUAAUGUCGGGGUACAAUAUGAAUACAGUAUUCCGAAGAAAUUUUCACCUCAAGGGGAUCCAGAUAGUUAUACGUGGACUGCUGAUGAAUUUUCCGAGUGCAGUACUAGUUGUGGCGGCGGCUAUCAAUCAAGACUUGUCAACUGUGUGCGUCGGCGGGACAAUGAGCCAGUAGAUGACAAUCUCUGUGAUCCCCAAUUGGAGCCCGUUGACACCCAAUCCUGUAAUGAGCUACCUUGUCCACCCGAGUGGAUCUCAAGCGAAUGGGGACCCUGUAGUAAACAGUGUGGCGAGGGUGGUGAGCGUCACCGAGAAAUCAGAUGCCAGCAGAUUGUGGUCGGUGGUAUUCCAGCAAUCAUCGACGAUUCCACUUGUAUGGAGAAAGUUGGUGCAAAGGGUGAGACCAGCCAGUCAUGUAACAGCAAUAUCACAUGUCCCCAAUGGCAUUUGGGUCCAUGGAAGCCAUGUGAUCAUUUGUGUGGACAAGGUAAGCAAACGCGCAAGGUGAUUUGUUACAACAAGAAUGAAGCCGGAAAAAUCCAAGUUCUGGAGGAUGCAGAGUGCGAGGGAGAGAUACCGGAGAAAGAGAUGCCUUGUGAAUUACGUCCCUGUGCUGGACUUGAUUGGGUUAGCUCUCAGUGGAGUGGUUGCGAUGAUAAAUGCGGUCUAACGCAGGAAACGCGUACAGCACAUUGUGCAACUCAAGAUGGAACCGUCUAUCCCGACGACAAAUGUGAUUCCGAAAAGAAACCCCAAUUGACACGUGAAUGCGAGCAUUCAAAAGGUUGUGACUAUCAGUGGUACGCGACUCAGUGGAGCGAGUGCUCAGCGAAAUGUGGUGCAGGCGUUCAAACACGAAAGGUUUUCUGUGCAACAUUUGAGGACGAUGUGACACUGAAGAAAGUGGAAGAGGAAAAAUGCGUGAUAGAGGAUCGUUACAAUGACAUUAAAGAAUGCACAGGAAAGGUGACAACGGAAUGUAAGGGUGAGUGGUAUGCUGGACCAUGGAGUGAGUGUACAAAACCUUGUGGCGUUGGGGAUCAUACACGUAAGGUGAUCUGCAUGAAAGAUAACACCUUAGUGGCAGUAUCCAACUGUGAUCCUGAUUCGAUAAUGUUUAGUAGUGAAGAGUGUAAUAAGCAACCUUGUGAUGAGGACGAAGUAAUCCCUGUGGAAGUUAACAAACCGACACCACCUACUGAUGAAGAGGACGACUGUUUGGUUUAUGAGGACGAAGAGUUUGUAACGUCUUCAGUAAAUCUGGGAGAACUGACACCGUCUUUGUCAGACGUUUCUCACGACGAGACAGAUAUUACUGGCUUCACUGACCUCAUGAUGAGUGAUAGCACUCGAGGAGAUAUCUCACCGACUGACGACGGAAAUGGUUAUAGCAGUGGUUGGGCGGAGAGUGGUGACGGAGAGUUGACAUUUAGUACAAGCUAUUACACUGACCUACCAAUUUCAAGCAAUGAUUUUUCCACUCUAGAAGGAAGUGGAACAACCAUAACUAAUGAUAAGUCCAGUGGACAGAUGACAGACACAGAGAUGGCGGAGACGACCAGUGAAGGGCCGGCUGACAAGUCUUCUGAAUCUAAUGAAAUUCCCGAAAGCACUGAAGGUUCAUCUUCAGCGAUUGAAGGAUCAGCAUCAACUGCUAGUUUGGAUGUGUCUGCAGCUUCAGAGGAAACAACAACAGAGGAGGUAUCAGGAGCAAGUGAAAUUUAUCAGAGUAGUACGGAAUCUUUAGCUACUACUACUACUACUACUACGGAAGCCACCAAUGAACAAACUACUGCAUCAUCUGAAUUUUCAUCUGUUGCCUCUAAAUCCAGCCAAGAUACUACAAUCGAAUCAACCACUGCUUCAGAAAUUUCUGACACUACAACAGGUUCUUUUGAAUCUGAUAAUGAUGAGACAACGGUAUCUUCUUCAACUUUUUCUUCUUCUUCUGCUACACUCUCCACACUUUCUACUGAGACAACAGAAACAGUCACCACUCAACCAACCGAAACUACAUCCUCUUCCGAAACUGAUAUCACUGAGUCUACUGUGUCUGUAGUUACACAAUCAAGCGCUGAAUCUAGUACAGACAUGAGUGCAACUGAAAGUUCAUCGGAGAGUUCUACAAAGUCCACCAAUGAGGAAAUUGAACUGCCAUUUACAAUUGCCAGUGUCAAAGGAGAGUAUGAUCCUGACAAAGCUGAAAAUAGUGAUAAGACUGAGGAGACUGGUGAAACUGAUGAAACUACGGUGUCAUCUUUAGAAAGUACUAGCGAAAUAUCACAAUCAACAUCAAUAUCAUCUACUGAUUCUGAUUUAUCAACUAUCUCCGCGAUAAGUGAAGCAACUACAGAGUCAAUAAUGUCGACAGAAUCUUCCUCAACGAGUGAUUCUUCUCAAACAACCGAAUCGGUAACAGGAACAACAGAGAGUGGAGAAACGACGGUAUCAUCCGAGUUGACCACGGAGUUGUCCACUCAAGGCUCUGACUUUACCACUGAGACUGUGACUGUGACUGUGACUGUGACUGAAAGUGAAACAACAGAAGAAUCUACAACGUCCGGUGAAAUAACAGAAUCAGGAGAAACAACUGUGCCGUCAUCGAGUGACGAGACUACAACGAGUCAAGAAGAGGAAGAAGAAGACGAGACAGAGACAGACCUUACCGAGAAAUCCUCUAUUCUCGAUCUAUUUACAACCAUCAGUCCAGUGGAUGUUGCAAUCUCCAAGGAGCAAAAAAUGCGCAAGUGCAAAAUCCGAAGGAAAAAGAGCUGCAAGACAUCGGCCUUUGGGUGCUGCUACGAUGGCAUUACACCGGCAAAAGGUCCAUUUGGAAAGGGCUGUCCGAACCCGGAAACCUGUAAAGAAACCAAAUACGGCUGCUGUCCAGAUGGCGUCUCAGUUGCUACCGGGCCGAGGAACGAGGCCGAGGAUUGUCCCUCUCAACACUGCAAUGAAACUCUGUUCGGUUGUUGCCAAGAUGGUAUCACUCCGGCUGAAGGCAAUGAUUUUGAGGGGUGCAAGAAAGCCUGCAAUGAAACUGAUUUCGGCUGUUGUCCAGAUAAGGAGACUCUAGCACUCGGAAAGAAUAAGCUCGGUUGUUGCAACGUUACGGAAUAUGGCUGCUGUCCAGACGGAAUCAAAGCGGCUACAGGAGCCAACAAACAAGGCUGCGGCGGUGACGAGGAGCAGCAACAAGUCACUGAAGAGACUAGUCAAUGGACUGACGUCUCAGGAGAGGAGGAGGAGAAGGAGGAGACGUCUACGGUGGCAAUACAACAAGACUGCGUCAUCUCCACCUACGGAUGUUGUCCUGAUGGUCAGACAACAGCUACAGGUGUUAAUUUUGAGGGAUGUGGAAUUAUCAACACUGAUAACUGUACAGCAUCUUACUUCGGCUGUUGCCCGGAUAACGUGACAGUAGCGCUUGGCGAUAAUGAGGAAGGAUGUUAUGCAACUUGUCAGGCCUCUCCUUACGGUUGUUGUCCAGACAAUACCACCCCAGCUCAUGGGCCCAACGCAGAAGGUUGCUGUCUCACAUCGGAGUAUGGCUGUUGCCCAGACAACAUUCUCCCAGCUCGAGGAGCUAAUCUCUACGGGUGUGGCUGCGAGUACAGCAAGUUCGGUUGUUGUCCCGACUAUAAAACACCUGCUAGAGGAGCCAACAAUGAAGGAUGUGGCUGCCAAUACACCCAAUAUGGCUGCUGUCCCAAUAAUUUCACCCCUGCCACUGGAGCUAAUUACGAGGGUUGUCCCUGCUAUACUUAUCAAUUUGGCUGUUGUCCAGAUGGUGUCACCAUUGCCAAUGGACCCCACAGUCAAGGCUGCGGAUGUGAAAACACCGAGUUCAAAUGUUGCUCAGACGAGCGAACACCUGCCAAAGGACUCAACUUUGCCGGCUGCACGUGUGAUGCUUCUAAAUUCGGAUGCUGUCCCGAUGGUAUCGACGAGGCUCAGGGUGACAAUUUUGAAGGCUGCACAACUGCCCUACCUGCCGCACCUGGUGCUGCCUGCGCUCUCUACAGAGACAAGGGCCCCUGCAGGGACUUUACAGUUAAAUGGUUCUUCGAUACCAAAUACGGUGGAUGUUCGAGGUUUUGGUAUGGAGGAUGCCAAGGUAAUGACAAUCUUUUUGCCAGCCAGGAGGAGUGUAAGGAUGUCUGUGUCAGCCCCAAGGGUAAGGACAUCUGCACUCUGCCAAAGAGCUCUGGACCGUGUCAAGGAUAUAAUCCCGUGUGGUACUAUGAUGCUGAAAGAAAACAGUGUGGACAGUUUAUCUACGGAGGGUGUCUCGGAAACGCCAAUAAAUUCAAGACCAGGGAAGAGUGCGAGUCUCUCUGCGUUGUUCGUGAUGAUGCUGAUCCUUGCCAAUUGGAGCAAGAAAUUGGACCAUGUCGAGGGAAUUUUACCAGGUGGUAUUUCAAUAAGGAAUCACAAGCAUGUGAGCAGUUCCAGUAUGGUGGCUGCAAGCCAAAUAACAACAAUUUUCCCACGCAGAGUGCUUGUCAACAACAAUGUCUCCAACCUGGUCGCAGUCGAGUAACUCAAGACGAAUGUGCACUCGACAAAGAUCCUGGGCCAUGUCCUGGUUCACUUCUGCGCUGGUAUUACGAUACUAGUAGCAGUUCAUGUAGGCAAUUUGUUUACGGGGGUUGCAAAGGCAAUGGCAAUAAAUUCCGUACGCGCGCAGACUGCGAGGAGCGUUGCCUGAUGAUGUCAGAUUCGUGCUUGUUACCACGAGCCGAGGGUAACUGCAGAGAGAAACUAUCGAGAUGGUUCUUUGAUCAAUCGGAGAACAGAUGCAUGCCAUUCUAUUACACGGGAUGCAGUGGCAAUAGAAAUAACUUUGAGUCUAGAGACGCAUGUGAGAAAGAUUGUCCACCAAAGAUUGAACAAGACAUUUGUCAACUUCCUGCGCUACUUGGUGAGUGUCACAAUUAUACUCUACGCUGGUACUUUGAUUCGCGCGACAAGCAGUGCAGAAAGUUCUAUUACGGCGGCUGUGAUGGCAAUGAGAAUAAUUUCGUUAAUGAGGAUGAUUGCAUAAAUCGCUGUGUAUCAGCCAGUGCCACCCCACCUCCCCAUCCUCGGGAGUUUUCACCGGCCAUGUGCUUCCUCCCUGAUGAACGAGGUCCCUGCAGUAAUAACCAAACAAAAUGGUUCUACGACAGUAGAGAUGGAAUUUGUAAACAAUUUGUCUACGGUGGAUGUGCAAGCAAUGGAAAUAAAUUUGAGUCGAGAGAGGAGUGCGAGUAUCGUUGCGGAGACGUGCAAGAUGUCUGUAGUAUGCACAAAGUCGUCGGCCCCUGCAGUGGUUCAGUCAUCCAAUACUACUACGAAAGGAACACUGACACUUGCGAAGAAUUUGAAUACGGUGGCUGUGAGGGCAACAGGAAUCGUUUUCAAGACCGUGCCAGUUGCGAGAGCAAGUGUCAACGAAGACCUAAACAUCAAAGGCCGACAGAGAUGCCUGUGCCUGCAACCGUGGAGGUUGUUCCUAGCAGUCCAAUUUGCAUGGCUCCCGCAGACGCUGGUCCUUGUCAUGGCGACAUCACUACUUACUAUUAUGAUGCUCAGUCGAAAACAUGUCAGGCAUUCAUCUAUGGUGGGUGCGGAGGCAAUGCCAAUAGAUUCCAAACGGAGGAGCAGUGUGAACGUCUUUGUGGACGAUUCCAUGGUCAAGAUAUGUGCAACCAAUCGGUUGAUGCUGGUCCUUGUCGUGGCUUCUUCCCCAAAUUCUACUAUGAUCCAAGUGCACGUGCGUGUCGUCAAUUCUUUUACGGAGGCUGUGAUGGUAAUGCCAACAGAUUCAGCACACAACCAGAGUGCGAAUCGGUUUGUAUUCAUCGCGAAGAGCCUACUCCUGCCGGAAAUGACACUGCCCUCUCUCAUCUUGAAAUCUGUCGAGAACAAGUGGAUGUGGGCUCUUGCCCAAGUGGCAGUUACAAGCGUUUCUACUUUGACGAGGAACGUCAAACUUGCAUGGCAUUCAUUUACACUGGUUGUGGUGGUAACCGUAAUAGGUUUAAGAGCUUCGAGUCGUGUAUGCACAUGUGUUACAGAACGAGCAAUGAAAUAGACGUAGGCAAUAAGAAUCAAUCAAAGGAGCCGUGCAUGGAAGCCAAAGAAGAGUGUGCCCAAAUGCGUUGUCCCUAUGGAAAAGAAGAGUUUGUCGACGAUCAAGAUUGCGGAAGAUGCAGAUGCGUCGAUCCGUGCAGCGAAAUCGUUAGCUGUCCAGGUGGCACAAGGUGCUCAAUAAUACUGGCAGCCUCGCCAGAAGGUGGUACCGAGUACAGAGGCGAGUGUCGAUCAGUGACAAAAUUGGGAAGCUGUCCAGUGGUCUCAAACAGCACUAGGUGUGAGCAAGAGUGUCGUGACGAUGCAGACUGCCCUGACGAGAGAAAGUGUUGCAACAAUGGCUGUGGAAGCUCGUGCUUGGAACAACCACCUCAGGAACCACAGCCUGAACCAACGCCUGCUUCUUAUGUUACCAUUCCUCCAUAUGGCGGUGAACCAGCAGCUAUUCAACAACCAAAAGAGCCACAAGUUUCUGGUGAAGAAGGAGGUAUGGUCAUCAUGACAUGUAUUGCUACUGGAAGUCCUAAACCCAUUAUUACUUGGAAGAAGGACUCACAAAUUAUUCAAGCAGCUGAAGAGAGAAAAAUCAUUCUUCCUGAUGGUUCUCUCCGAAUUACCAAUCUUUAUACCACAGAUAGUGGUGUCUACAUUUGCAUCGCUGAUAAUGGACUUGCACCACCAGCAAGAACCGAGUACAGAUUAGACAUUACGGAACCCCACGAGCACUCGACAGCAAUAGUUGGCCAACAGAAUACCUACGUAACAGUGGCAAUCAAUUCCCCAACGACUUUGUACUGUUACGCAAUGGGCUGGCCAAGGCCCGCUGUCACCUGGUGGCAUGGAGAUAGAAUGCUACCACUACACUCUGAGAAUUAUGAACAAAAUCCCGAGUAUUCACUCCUCAUUCGAUCCGUUACUAUCACCAAUCUUGGGGUUUACACGUGUCAGGCAUUCAAUGGCAUUGAACGUCCAGCUUCUUGGUCUGUGACAUUGCAGGCCCUUGGGCCAGUUUACAAUGUCAAGCCUGAGCAUAUGGAAUAUGUCAAGUAUUUGGUUCAACCACCGAGAGCACCUCCUACUGAUCGUCCGCAAUAUCCUUACAGACCUGCCAGGACUCAAGCUCCUGAUUACAAUCUCACUUAUGCACCGAUUUAUCAAAAUGCCAAACCACCUCCUUAUGUUCCACUUCCUGCCAAUCCUCUUACUGCAUCAUCACCACCAUCUGCUAGAUUCAAAGUACCAGUUAUUGUUAACGUAUCAGCAUCGGGGAGUGAAUUCCCGGUGGGAAGUGAAAUCAGCAUUGGUUGUGCUGUCGAUGGAUAUCCAAUCCCACGAGUUCUAUGGUUUAAGAACGAUGAUUUGAUUCGAACUGAUGGACGAGUUACCAUUUCUGAGGCAAAUAGACUUACCAUUACCAACGCUGGUUAUAAUGAUACAGGACGGUAUCGUUGUGAAGCUGCCAAUGAGUAUUCAAGUGAUUCUGCUGAAUUUGAUAUUAAUGUAUCAGGAAUCUACAUUCAUCCAGAUUGUCGGGACAACAGUUUCUUUGCAAAAUGUGAUCUGAUUGUAAAAGCCAAAUACUGUCAACACCAGUACUACGCCGUAUUCUGCUGUAGAUCCUGCACCGAAGCUGGUCAACUCCCACCAACAGGUCCACACUUAUCCAAACUAACCAGAAGAAGAAGAAGAAGAAGAUCAACUAAACGUUUCUUCUAACUCCCCAACACGAGUACUACUCCGUUCGCGGUAAAUGGAAGGCCCAAUCACCAAUCGAUGAUUUUCACAGAAAAAUAUUUUUUUUCAAUGGAAGAGAACCCGAACGCAAUGGAGCAAUCUCGUUCACUGCCAAAGCCUUAGAACGUUUAUCCAUAAAUACAUCUAAAGUACGGAAUCAAGUACAUUUUUUUUUUCUCAAUAUUCUUAUCCGUGGGUGAUGACUUUUGCACUGGACAGCAUCGAGAACGUAUCGAUGUAUAUCCUCACCAACAACCAACUCUGUUUUAAAGGCGAAAUGAUUUUUACAAUUUUUCAAAUUUUCUUCAUGCUACAUAACUCAUAACUUUGGUUCGCGGUAAAUUUGUUUUUCAUUAGCAAUUUGAGUUUCUUUGUUCUUAGGAUUGUUUGCUCUAUUUUCCAGUGAAAUACGCCACAAAGUAAUGUUAAAUAUUUGCCGAAAGAUACUUGUACGUACUUUUAAACACGUUAUAUUGUAUAUGAAUAUAGUUUAUCUUGUACGUUAUAAAAUCUUGAUAUUCUCCUAGCUGGAAUUAUUUUGUCAUAUUUUUUUUUUACUGCAUUAAAGCCUCUAAAGAGGAGGAACUUAUUUUUUUUUUAAUUAUAUUCUAUUAUUGUCGAAAAGCCACUCGACUUUCAGUUCUUUUCAAAUCAAAAUAUCAUCAUGUACAGAUUUAUUUAAAAACGAAUAUAAUAGAUAAAGCAUUUAUUAUCUUUAUAAAUUCCAUGCAAAUGCAUUUAUAAUUAUCCAUAAGUGUAAUACAACAAUUUCAACAUUCAGGAGAAUGAGAAUUAAAAAAAUUUAGAAUAAAGUGUAGUUAUUUAGACAGUACCAAAAGCAUUUAUUAAUGUUAAGUAAUUCUACAAUAAUAUAAAUUCAUAUCUUGUAAAUCGACAGAAUGAUAAUGGAUAAUUGUUGGAGGGCCAUCAAUCACUCUUUUUUUUGCCAGAAGAUUGAUUUCCCUGCUGGGGGAAAAAUUGUUGUCCUCUUGAUCAUUAAUCCCCAAACUUUCAUUAAAAGUUAUCAAAUAAACCCAGAGUGCCUUAAAAUCUAUGAAUAUCCUCAUUGAGACAACAGUGUUACUAUCAUUAUCAUUGUAAAAAAUCAAAAUCAGCAUUUAUUAGUAGCUAAACAAGUCUACUUUGUACAUUAGAUUCUCUAAUAAUUCUUUCUAGUUAAUUUUUUUUUCUUCAAUUUUCAUACACUUGGGAACAUACCUCGCAUAUUUCAAAGUACAUUUGUUUGAAAAUACUCAUAUUGAUUGAUAAAAUACGUGUGAUUCGGUGAAUUGUUGGAUGAGUGAUUAAAAUACUCAUGAAAUUACCAUAGAAGAGAUUAAAUAGAAGUAACAAGUUGUCUAUUUCUCAUUAAUAUCUCUCAUACUUAUCAAUUCCAAAUGAAUAUCAUAGUAGACUUACCGCGAACCUAUUACUGUUAAUUGUGAGUAUUUUAGGUAAUUAAUAUAUUAUUAUGAUUAAUAUGUAUGUAAUGUUGCAACAUUUAAAACAAACUGAAAUGACGUUAUGCGAACAUAUUGUAUGGACAAUAAUAAUAUUUAAGGUCCUCAGAAUAAAAUAGGAUAUAUAAUGAUGAGUAAAUACUUAUUAUACAUAUUAAAAUGUAAAACAAUUCGAACGAUCUGUAUCGUGUGAAUGUUAAAAUUAUUGCUCUCAUUAUGCAAGUAUUCAGUUUUAUUUACAGAAUGAUGAAACAAAAUGUGUCAAAUAAAUUUUUUUUUUCUU